CGCAGGUUGCUCUCCCCCUCCUCGCCCUUGCUCACGCGCUCCACUCCACGCUUCCACACAGGAGAAAGGCGUGUUGGUUGGGGCGACUAGACGAGAGGAGGAUUCGGACACCGUCUUCACCAUGCUCGACAACCCAGCCGACCUCGCCCGCGCGUCCGCUACCCUCUUCAGCAUGCUCGACGACCCGGCCGACCUCGCCCGCGCAUCCGCCGUCUCCCGCUCCUGGAGGCAAUUCGUGAUCGCCAACCAGUUGAGCAAGCUGCAGUGCCUGCGGGCCUUCCCGGAGCUCUUCGCCUUCACGCACGUCGACGUCACCACCACAUCCGGCUACAGCAGCAGCAGCCUGGAUCAGCCCCACCGGGAACACAGGGUGUACACGCACCUCGCCCAGGGCCUCCUCUCGGAGUACAAGCCCAGGGACUGCAUCAUCCACUGCAUCGGCGCUUCCACCACCGACAGCUUCCCGGAGGAGAGCAUCCAGAACACCAUCGAGCCCGUCGACCCCGUCGAGGUUAGGCCCUCCUACUGGUCCAGCCGCAGCAACGGGGAUCCCGACGCGCCCGAGUGCCUCAUAUACAGGCUCCAGGCGGAUCUCUGCCUAGUCGAUGAGAUCAAGAUGCAGCCCUUCAAAGCAUUUUUCCAGCUUGGUGACCCCAUAUAUUCGGCAAAGAGCAUCCAGUUCCAGAUGGGCUAUCCAAGGUCACCUCUACGCCCUGAAGCACUUGUCUCCGAUGAAAAUGAAGGGCAGUUGAUUGAUGACAGAAACUAUGUCUGGACCUACACAUCUCCACAAUUUCCAAUGCUGCAGGAAAAUGUUCUGCAAUCCUUCAAGUUACCAUGCCCGGUUCUUUGUAUUGGUGGGGUGGUGAAGGUUGAGCUUCUUGGGAGAGCUCAGAAGCAGGAACUUGAUGGCCUCUACUACGUAUGUGUGUCUCAUGUCCAAAUACUGGGGAAGCCACUGUCACGAGAGCUCGGGGUCGUUCCUCGUGGGAACGGCCUAGUCCUGAAUUACUAUCUGGAUCCCCGUACAUGUGGCAUUCCCCGCUGUGAGUCAUCAGGGGAUGAUGCCGCAGCAGAUGGCAUAGCUUGGCGUCGAACAUCUGGCAUUCUAGAAUGGCGCGAGGGAGUGGAGGGCUGAACCAAACGCUGUUGAGCAGCCUGCUCGGUGCUCCGUUGCAGCUUGUGGUCGUAGCCGACGCAUCAGAGGAGGUGGAUCUUCCUUAGAAGAAGAGCAAUAAUUGUGUUUUUUUGGAUUUGAUCCUGGAGAAAAGAAACAUAUGAUAAUUACUGCUACAUACAUAUAAGACUGGCUGCCCUUUGUGGUGCUGUUUGAAAAGUAUUUUUCUUGUAACAGAAGACAGCACAAUGAGAUGCAUCCAAUCAGCUCACCUGUAGCCAGAUCAAUGUCACUGUUGUGAUUGAUUAUUACCUAGUCAGAGAAAAUCAUCUCUUCAAUCAAA
Messenger RNA from Triticum aestivum (bread wheat), 1460 nucleotides. RefSeq names its product F-box protein At4g00755. Lineage: Eukaryota; Viridiplantae; Streptophyta; Magnoliopsida; Poales; Poaceae. Gene Ontology annotation, molecular function: protein binding. The transcript is spliced from 5 exons. Bases 122 to 1138 code for a protein of 338 amino acids. The record is from RefSeq and is a predicted model, not a curated record.